AUGCAAUCCCUGUGGAUCUUCGUUUUAUUGGCUUCCGCCGCUACCGUCGCCCUCUGUUCGGCGUACGAAGACUACGAGGCACCUGUGGACAGCUACGAGAUGGCGGAUUACAUAUCUAAGCAUGCAACAAUUCUCAUCCCGCGACGCCUAGUACUAACACAAGAAGAGGCUCCACUAGAAAACAUCCGAUCGAGAAUUCUGAAGAGAAGAGCUAUGCCAGAAGACGGAUUCACGAAACGUGCUACUUCCUCCGCUGACAGACUCGCCGCCAUUCCUCGUUCUGGUUUGAUGAUCUCUGGACGUGGAUGGAUGCCAGGAUUUGUGGAUCAGCCACGUGUUUUCAAACGAUCAGUCCCUCUUCACAAAAUUUUGGUACGCCCGAUGAACGUUCCCGUCGCGUAA
Molecule: messenger RNA, 402 nt
Organism: Caenorhabditis remanei
Lineage: Eukaryota; Metazoa; Nematoda; Chromadorea; Rhabditida; Rhabditidae
Exons: 5
Coding region: 1-402 (133 amino acids)
Source: RefSeq, a predicted model, not a curated record